CUUGACGAUCUCCCAUUUCUAAUGCCGUCGCGCCACAGAUUUCUAGGUUUAACAUAAAUUGAAUCGCGGCUGCUAGGACGGUUCCAAAUCUGUAUAGUAAGGUUUACUUUAAUUAUUUCUCUAUAGAAGUCAAAGAAACGAAGUGAAGUCACUCAGACUGUCGUCUGUAAGGAAUUUUAUUUUGUUUUCAACAUUGUUCUGAGUAGUAGCAUUUUGUUUCUCUAGCCGGUGUGUGUCUCUCAAGUUGAAUUUAUUUUCAUUGUAAACAUCUGAGCUAUUCUUCUUUGAAGAUUCCAUUUCUUGGCCUGAAAAACUCUAAUUUUGAGAUGGGGAAAGUUUUAUGUGAACACUGCAAAAAGAAAUGUGUUGGAAAUGCUUUGAAAGUGCAAAAUAAGCAUUUUCAUGUUGAUUGCUUCAAAUGUGUAGUAUGCUCUUCUUCUUUGGCACAUGGAGGCUUCUUUUGUAAAGAUGGAAAAUACUAUUGUACAGCUGAUUAUCAGAGGAUGUUUGGAACCAAAUGUGGUACUUGUAAUAAAUUUGUUGAAGGAGAGGUUGUAUCUGCUCUUGGAAACACAUAUCAUCAAAUGUGUUUUGUAUGUGCAAGAUGUCGUCAACCUUUUCCUCCUGGAGAAAAAGUUACAUUUACAGGAAAAGAAUGUCUUUGUUCUAAAUGUAUACUGAUCCCUGUCCUGCCUUCUGAAAUACCAGAAUCUCCUACGAAUUUAAUAAGGAAAUGUGGUGGGUGUAAAGAAGAACUACUUGAAGGGCAAGCUCUUGUAGCACUUGACAAACAGUGGCACAUUUGGUGCUUUAAGUGUACAACUUGCAGUUCUGUGCUUCAUGGAGAAUAUAUGGGGAAAGAUAGUAAACCAUAUUGUGAGAGAGAUUACCAAAAACUAUUUGGUGUAAAAUGCAUUCAUUGUGAGAGAUUUAUUGCUGGAAAAGUUUUACAAGCAGGAGACAAUCAUCAUUUCCAUCCAACUUGUGCUCGUUGCUCAAAAUGUGGUGAUCCAUUUGGUGAUGGGGAAGAAAUGUAUCUUCAAGGUGGGGCUAUUUGGCAUCCAAGAUGUGGGCCAGGACCAGAUUCUCAGUUAGAUGACAGUGAUUUGGAUUCCAAAAAAGAACUAUCUAUUAAUGGAAUUCAUCUGUACCAGGUGUCACCUCUCUACCAUUAUUAUGAUUUAUACUGCAUUGGAAACAGUGUUUAUAUACAGUAUGGUCGUUCGAGUCCAGGAAGUUAUAUGGAAGUAGAUCCACUUCUGUCUGAUCUUAAUAGAGUAUAUACAUACAGCUAUUUAACUGCUGAGCCUAGUCUGGGCUAUUUGAAACGCCCUCUUGAUCCAAAGCCAUCAAAAUCACCUCAGUUCCAUAGACCACCAGAUGGGCCAGAGAGAAGAAGAACGUGGAGCAAAAGUUCUAGUUGUAGAGCAGGCAUGCAGGUGCUUGUGGAUUCUAUUCAGUCCACCACACCUAGACCACAUUCCCCACAUAUGAAUAAUGAAGAACCUAUAGAAUAUUCUCAUUAUCCUGGAGGUCAGCCACCUUGUCCUGAUGAAGUGCCAAGAAUUGAGCGAGAUGAUUUUCCUGCCCCUCCAUUUCCAUUUACUGAUCCAGAACGUAUAAGAAGAUGGAGUGGUAGCUCAAAAGGUGUAGAUGUGGAGGAAGAGUUAGAACUUGAACAGACUGUUAGUAAUGAAGUUGAUCCUCAAUUAAAAAAAGAAGAAGAAGAACUUUCUAAAAUUGCAACUGGCAUAGGAAAAGUUUUCCUAAAAACUGUUAAAGAAAGAGAGAAAAUUAAAGCUUGGAAAAAAUUUCAUUUAGAUCCACGGAAUGCUUCAAGAACCCCUUCUGCUAGCAAGGAACCUCCUGUUAGGCUGAGAUAUGAUAAUCCUGUCAAUGCAUCUCCAUCUAGAGAUUCCGAUCAUCCUAGGCCAUGGGAUGAUGAAGAAUUUGAUCAAAAGUCAAGCUUUCGUUCUUCUACUGGCAGACUUGUUGGCACUAUGCCUAAUUAUAAUGUUGUUUCAUCUCUUCGUAAUGUGCCAAAACCUGGGUAUGGCUUAGCAUCUCGUUCUGAGCGAGACAGUGGUCUUGGCUAUCUGAGUGAUUAUAAUUUUGAAAAGUUGGAAAAAACUCAGAGCUCGGAAUUCAGCAGUGGCAAAUCUGAUUUGUCAAAUUUCUCUGACCAAGACCGAUCAUUCUUGAGGCAUUUAUCUAAUGAAGAGUUUCAAGCUAUAUUUCAUCUAACUCGUCUGCAGUUUUAUCGCUUACCUGAAUGGAAAAGGAAUGAUUUGAAAAAAAGAACCAGGCUAUUUUAAUACAAAAGUAUUAAUUAUUUUAUAAAGUUACAGUGUUAAAUAGUUAUAUUUUGUAAAAUAUUUUAACUUGUGUGAAAUAUUUGUA
Messenger RNA from Parasteatoda tepidariorum (common house spider), 2400 nucleotides. Its product is annotated as actin-binding LIM protein 2. NCBI's taxonomy places the organism in Eukaryota, Metazoa, Arthropoda, Arachnida, Araneae, Theridiidae. Gene Ontology annotation, cellular component: actin cytoskeleton. Gene Ontology annotation, molecular function: actin filament binding. The record is from RefSeq and is a predicted model, not a curated record. Gene Ontology annotation, biological process: lamellipodium assembly; cytoskeleton organization.